AUGGAGGCCGAGCCAACCCCGGACUUGUCGAUGCUUCGAGAGCUGCUGGCGCCGCCCUGUCUGGACCCCGAACCGCCCCCGGAACUCGCCACCCAGCAGGCACCAAGGACCCCAGGAUGCCUCAGACCCAGUGGCAGAUCCUUCUGGCCUGCACACCAGGACUCGGUCACCGCCCUUCACUUCCUCCAAGAGACAGCAGAGGGGCUGGCCCAGCCCGCCACCUGGGACACUCAGGCCCUAGGGCCCUGCUGGGAGCCGAAGGCCCUGGAGACUCUGGGAGCCCUACCUCUGGCCAAGGAUACCAAGAACAUGCUGACCCCAAUCAGCCAGCAGAGCCGCAGCCUGGGGCCCCGAGUGGCUCCCCCGGCCUCUUCAGCCCAGCCACAGAGGAGACCCCGGAAGCAGUCGAACCCCCAGCGGAGCGCCGAGAAAGUGGACCCCCAGUUCGAGGGGGUGACCCUGAAGUUUCAGAUAAAGCCAGAUUCCAGCCUACAGAUCAUACCCACCUACAGCCUGGCCUGCAGCACCCGCUCUCAGGGUCCCCCACCAGGCCCUGCCAGAGUCCCAGAGGCCAACGCAAGAGGCAGCGAGGGUCUGGGGCCCCGACGCUGUGCUUCCUGUAGGACCCAGAGGACCCCACUCUGGAGAGAUGCAGAAGAUGGGACCCCCCUCUGCAACGCCUGUGGUAUCAGGUACAAGAAAUAUGGCACCCGCUGCUCUAGCUGCUGGCUGGUGCCCAGGAAAAGUGUCCAGCCCAAGAGGCUGUGUGGCAGAUGUGGGGUGUUGCUGGGUCCCCACCCAGUCCCACCUCAGGAAGGGUAAGCCUUUCCUCACCCAGCCGAGCCUGUCCUGCCUCAGUUUCUCCAGGGGAAGAACGGGCUGAAGGCCUCCUAGGGGAAAGAAUUGGGUCUUGAGGGGUGCAGCCUGCCUCCUCUCUGCCCCCUCCCCAUUCAGAGACGCCAGGUGGAAGACCCAGGCCUCAGGCCCCAGAGCUCCUGGCUCACGGGGUCACUGGCCCCCUCCUUGGCCCCUGCUUCAGCCAGGCUUGGCUGGGCACCUCACCCCCUCAGGAAAUGCUCAUGGCUGUGAAACUCAUAUUGUUAAUAGCAGUGACAAUAAAGAGCAAAACUUCUCA
Delphinapterus leucas (beluga whale) is the source of this 1135-nucleotide messenger RNA. It is a transcript of the gene ZGLP1, whose product is annotated as zinc finger GATA like protein 1. Gene Ontology annotation, biological process: regulation of transcription by RNA polymerase II; oocyte development; spermatogenesis. The record is from RefSeq and is a predicted model, not a curated record. Gene Ontology annotation, cellular component: nucleus. Lineage: Eukaryota; Metazoa; Chordata; Mammalia; Artiodactyla; Monodontidae. Gene Ontology annotation, molecular function: zinc ion binding; sequence-specific DNA binding.